AGUCGUGCGCGCGCACAGCGGCGAAAGCAAGCAGAUCUGGAGCUAACUGCUAAAUGCUAAAGGUUAGCUAGCAGCAGCAGCAGCGAGUUAAGAAGAAAAUGGCGAUCAUGCAGGACGAAUGCCUCCCCUCGUAGAUGCUGCAAACGCAUUCAAGGAAUUCUUUUUAGCCUUACAGUCGGCUUUCCUUUUCCACUCUGUUGCACUUUAUUCUUCAAUGAGAUUCGGAAUUGGAAGCUUUUGCCACCAAAGAAACUGAAGCAUCUUAAGAGGGAACCCACCCACAGAAGGACACACUGUGGAUGGAAGAAAACGAAAAAGGGAGUGUGUGACAAAGGAGGAGGAUAAGAGUAAAACAGGCCCUGGACAAAAAGGACGGGACCAAGUCCUGAAUCCAAUCAGCCUCCCCUUUCCCAAAUCUACACAAACGCACAUUCAGUGUUCAUCAAGUCUCCAGCGAUGCCAAGACGGCCUGAUCAACCAGUUGCCCACUCUGAACAACCCGGCCUCUUCGCCCCAGACCCUUGAAGGCCGUACCCGCUCAAGAAGUGCCCCUCUCCCUCGUCAACCUGGGAACCCGAGAAAAACAGUUCUCCAGCCAACCCGGGGAGGCCCUCAAUCCCAUCCACGAGUUGCAGCCGCGCGCUGCCCUCACAGGCAUGGCUCCCAUUCGGGAUUCCGUCAGCCAUUCCCCUAAUCAAACAGGGCUGGAACACACCGGCUUGGACUCGCAAUAUGAGCCCUCUCCCUGGUCUUCUGGCUCUCCCUGCAGCGGUGACAGCAACAGCAACUGGGGAAAGGUCCUAGUGGACGGAAGCACAGAUCAAGCCAACAACCCCUCCUCAACUAAUUCUUCUACCUGGGCCCCGUCGUCAUCUUCUUUCUCUUGUUCCUCCUCCUCUUCCUCCUCCGGCUGUGGGUCGGGGUCAGACCCGGAGUUGGCGACAGAAUGCAUGGAUGCCGACUCGAGUCCGUCGACCGGCUCAGAGAAUAACUUUGCCGCAAUUGCUGUGACAACCGGGAUGAUGUCAGCAAAUGCUUCUUCCGCUGAGUCUUCUUCAACAUUCACUCCUUCCUCUGACAUGAUGGUUGGCAUUUCGAUGAACGGAGACAGCAAUGGCAAUAGUCGUCAGGUUCACGGCGCAGGAAUUGGAACAAUCUGUGGUGCAAAAAAUGGAAAUAGCAACAUGACUGGACACCCUCACUUCUCUGUGGCCGGGUCCAGCGGUAUUGGCAGCAAUAACACGGGUAACCACAACAAGCUUGUUAAUAGCAGCAGUGUUUGGGGGACUCAGUCAGGCAACGGCAUGAUGGCUUCCGGCGAAAGCACCGCUUGCUCCAUUGGAGGAUUGACUCCAAAUACCACGACCCCAAAUGCCAACCAUGGUGCCUGGCCCCCAAAUGCAGCCCUGAACCCAAUGUCCCAGAGCCAACGGCCUCUACAGCCUCAGGGGAUGAAUUCAAAAUUGGGCGCAGCGCCCCAACAGGGCCCCUUGAUGGGAUGGGGUGGCAUGGCAGCUCCCGACAAAAGCAAUGUGAUGGAAGACAUGGAGGUGAAUAAUGGUACAUCAAGCAGCAACGUGUUAGGAAGCGGCACCAGUGGUAACGGUGGCCUGCAGCCCGCCAACCUUAACACUGAAUCCAACGGACCAAAUAACACUAUGACGAUGAAUACUACUACUUCUACUAUUACUACUACUACUAACACAACAAUGACCUCUAUUCCGCCAAACUCUAUGGCCUCGCCUCAACUGAGCGGGGAAUGUUCCUGGGGCUCAAUUGGAGGAGCAGGGAGUGGUGGUCUGCUAGCCAACGGAAACCCUUCGUCGACCCCACAGCACCCCCACGUAGAGACGGGGGGUCCAGGAACCUUUGGUACGCCUUGGGAUGCAUCUGCCUACUCUGGAGAUAAGGGUCCCCCAAAUCCUGACACUGUGAACCCACCAAGCCCCGCCUUAAUGCAGGCUGGGAAUUCCCAAAUGUCCUCUACUGCUGCUGUUAAGAGUAAUAAUAACCACCACAACGCUGGGGGUACACGCUGGGAUCAGGGGCCUGUUAGUAACCCAAAUGCGAGUCAGAGCAACAACCCCUGGGGUGUCAGUACAAAUCAAACCCUCGACUCUACAGGACAAAUGCCAGGGACUGUGAACCAAACUACGAUGAGCUCUUCUUUCGGGAUACCUCGCCCUUGGGGAAGCAGCACAUCCUCCUCCUCCUCCACCUCCUCCUCCUCCUCCGCAUCUAACAAGCUGUCAAAUGGAGAAUGGGGAACACCCCAUGGGAACAACCAUUCAGCUGCUGAAAGUCAUAAAGGAAGUGCUGCUAACAAUGGCUGGAAGAGCCUGGAGGACGAUGCCAUGGGCAUGGGAGGUGGAGGCACCGGUAGCGCAAGCCUGACAGGUGUCUCGGGAGGCUGGGGCCGCUCAGGAGGAAGCGAGGGAAGUGCCGAGAGCUCCGGAGGCCAGUCCAGCUCCGACCGAGAGAAUGUCCUGUCAAAAAGUGGGAAUCGAAGAAAAGUCAACAAUCCGUCACCAGUCAUAUCAUUUCAGAGUCGAACUGAUGUAGACCCAAGGGUUCUAUCGAAUACAGGAUGGGGACAAACACCCAUACGGCAGAAUACCGCCUGGGAUGUUACUUCCACCAACAAGCAGCAACUGGCUUUCAGAGGAGAUGAAAGAAAGCAACGCUCUGGCUGGGGAACAGCCUCACCCACACAGACAGCUCCACCCCACGCCUCUGGAGGUCCAGGUUGGGGUGAUGGCCCAAGUUGUGGGGGCCCAGAUGCAGGAAGCUCAGGUUGGGGUGAGCCAAGAUCAACCUCUGGGUGGGAUAACAAAGGCCCAGCAAGUGGAAGCAGCUGGGACAAUGGAUCCAGUUACAAAGGGGGCAACAACAUCAGCAAAGAUGACCGAUCCAAUACAUGGACAAAUGUGCCCAAACAGCAGCAGGGCUGGGGUUCCAGCAGUGGCAAUGAGGAUGAAGGCUGGGGUACCGCUGGAGACGGUUCCAGAGCGGUGUCCAACAACCACUGGGGAGAUCCCCACAAAGGUGCCGGGUCAGUGGGAUGGGACAGCGACAGCGACCGAUCGGGGUCUGGAUGCUGGAGUGAGCCAGGGCGAACCAAUACUAGCGGCAGUAACACCUGGGGAGGAAGUGGUGGGUCCAACACCCCUGACCAAAGUACUCAAAACCAAGGCUCCAACUGGGGGGACUCCAAACCCAACCUUCAGAAUAAGAACCAGGGAUGGGGGGAGCCAGUGAAAAACAACCAGGGUUCCCAAAACUGGGGCGACUCCAACUCUAAAAACUCCUAUACUUCCAACGAGUGGGGAAAAGGUCCCGACUCAAACAUGUCAAAGACCAACAACAAGCCGACAGGCUGGUUGGGAGGUCCCAUGCCCACAGUGGGUCAAAAGAACGAAGCUUCAACUGGGUGGGAGGAGCCUUCUCCAGAAUCCGUUCGCCGACGGAUGGAGAUUGAUGAUGGAACCGCAGCUUGGGGAGAUCCUGUGAAAUACCAUGGCGGGGCUGUCAACAUGUGGAACAGAACCGGUCAGUCAGACCAGGACAGUAUGGGCCCACCUUCUCAACACCAGUCGCACCCAUCGCAUAGCUCGACACAUCAUUCUCAGCCCAUGCAGCCUCAUGGACAAGACAAAGGUGGAAGUUCAGGUUGGGGUGAGCCUUAUCCCCAGCAGAAAGAGUCCUCAACAUGGGGUGAUGCCACCUCUGCUCCGCCGGUGACGGUGGACAACGGAACAUCUGCCUGGGGGAAGCCAGUGGACACUCGCUCGAGCUGGAAUGAACCCACCCGAGAUAAUAGAGAGCCUGCAUCUGGUUGGGGAGGUCGUCACAAAUCAGGUCUUGGUUCCAAACCAAUGGACACCUGGCGCGGUGAUGACUCAAUGGGCAACAGUUGGGACCAGGAAGAGGAAGUCGAGAUUGGCAUGUGGACUAACAACCAACAGGACAACAGAUCACAUGAGCCAAACACCUGGAACUACAAGCAAAAGGGAUCCUGCAAGAUGAAUAAACCAGUCAACAAACCAGACGAGCCGUGGAUGAAAACGUUCAUGAACCAGUUUAGCAACAUGAACUUUUCUCGAGACUCUCCUGACGAUACCUUGAAAACCGUCGCAGGCAUGGUGCAAGACAAGCGUAUAGACACAAUGGAUUUUAGUGGAGUCAUGGGGAAGAAUCCUGGAUCUCAACACCAGCUCCCCAAAGACUCUUCCAUGGAUCGCAGCUCUUACUAUGACAAGCUGUCCAUUCCCCCCUCUGCUUCAGAUGAGCACUGCUCCGGUCAAAGCAUGAGCUUGCCCCCUCUCACUUCCACUCAGCCUAUCCUAUGUCACGACUCUGGGCCGUCUGCUGCCCACUCUAGUCCUGGCGUCUCUCGGCAGAAUGUAAACCCAAUGAUGGGUGGCAGCAGCUUAGCACAGGGCCGCGGUGGUCUUCAAUCUCAACUCCCUCAUCACAACUUCCGUAACCAAGUGCCUCCUCCCAUCAUGCCCUCUCAGGUCCCUCCACCCUUGUUAAAAUACCCAGGUGGGAAUGGAGCCCUGAAUCCACUCUUAGGCCCUCAGCAGGUGGCUAUGCUUAACCAGCUCUCCCAACUCAACCAGCUGACCCAGCUCCAGCGUCUUAUCCUACUACAGCAACAGCAGCAGCAGCAACAACAGCAACAGAAGGCUCAGAGCCAGCGAGUAAUGCCUGUGGGACGACCGCCUGAGCCGACGCGUCCGAUUGGUUCAUCUCCAUCCAUGAUGCAACCACCGCGUCACCUGGACGCUUCUUUGCUAAAGCAGUCGCCGGCCCUCAAACCGUACCUGGACAGCUACUUGCCCCACAAUAGCCCUGAGAUGCAGAAGGAUGCUUCCACUCUUGGAUCCUUCAGCAACUUCCCUUUAAGCUUGAACUCUAACCUGAAUGUAUCCCUGGACAUGGGCGUUGGUACUAAUGCCGGCGGAGCUUUAGGCUACAAAGAACCGGCCCAGUCCAGACUGAAGAAACUGUGGGUUGCUGACCCUCUGGAGCAGAACAGCAAAUCUGGUGCUAUUUCGUCAGGACUGCGUCUGGAGGACUCUCCCUUUUAUGACUUCCUGUCCCCUGGCCCAUCGCCCCUGAGUCCUCCCGGCCAAUCAAUGGGCUCAGUGGGUGACGGCUGGCCGUCCCGUGCCAAUUCCCCCCCGCCCCAUGGAAACACUGUCACCUGGCCCCCAGAGUUCCGACCUGGCGAACCUUGGAAAGGUUAUCCCCCCAACAUUGACCCUGAAACUGACCCUUAUGUGACCCCCGGCAGUGUCAUUAAUAACCUCUCCAUCAACACCGUCCGUGACACAGACCACCUCAGGGACAGGAGCAAUGGGCCAUCCUCAUCACUGAACACCACGAUGCCUUCGAACAGUGCCUGGUCAUCCAUUCGUGCCUCCAGCCACAGCGGUUCCCUCACCAGUACAGCACAAAGCACUUCAGCCAGACCCAGUGAGUCAAAAUGGUCUCCCGGCGUUGGUUCGGUAUCAAACUCCUCUCUUGCCCAUGAGCUGUGGAAGGUCCCCCUGCCUCCCAAGGCGCUGUCCGUGGCGGCCCCCUCCAGACCUCCGCCUGGCCUCACCAGUCAAAAGCCCAGCUCGGUCUCCUCCGGCUGGGACGGCUCGGCCCUGAGGCUGGGUGGGUGGGCCUCCGCUGACUCCCCAUUUGCACCUGGUUCCGGUUGGGGUGACGGCAGCAGCUCAGGGAGAACCCAAUGGCUCGUUCUGAAAAACCUCACGCCUCAGAUUGACGGCUCUACGUUGAGGACUCUGUGUAUGCAGCAUGGCCCUCUGAUCACAUUCCACCUCAAUCUGCCGCAUGGUAACGCUGUGGUGUGCUACAGUUCCAAGGAUGAGGCUGCCAAGGCGCAGAAGAGCCUGCACAUGUGCGUUUUGGGGAACACGACUAUUUUGGCCAAGUUCGCCGGCGAGGAGGAAAUCAGCGGAUUCUUUGCACAAGGGCAGUCAUUGGCUACUCCCUCCUCGGGCUGGCAGGCCGUUGGCUCGUCUCAGAGCAGAAUGGAUCAGUCCCACCCAUUUCCCAGCCGCGCCGCCGAGCCCAGCCAAUGGAACGGCGGCGAUCUCCACGGCUCCUCCCUCUGGGGCGGGCCCAGUUAUUCCAGUAGCCUGUGGGGGAGCCCCAGCGGCACAGAGGCGGGAAGGAUCGGCAGCCCGUCUCCAAUCAGCUCCUUCCUCCCGGUGGAUCACCUGGCGGGCGCCGGGGACUCCAUGUGAGCGGGCGUCGGCAAGGGUCAGUGGCCAAUUGUCAAUAAUCCGAACGAAAGCAAAGGAAGUGACACCACUCGCUUAAAACAAGAUGUUCAACAAAACGGGGUCUCCCCUGUGGAAAACAAGUUACGUUUCUCUCUCUGCACAUAUGUCCACUUUGUUUUAGCCCAAAAACAUAUCAGUCGGAAUACUUGAAUCCUGCAGGCCAAUUCUAUAAUGUGAACGGAUGGAUAUUUGCUUCCAGGUAGUGCUCUUUCACACCGAAAAAAAA
Hippocampus comes (tiger tail seahorse) is the source of this 6528-nucleotide messenger RNA. RefSeq names its product trinucleotide repeat containing adaptor 6A. The transcript has 27 exons. Gene Ontology annotation, biological process: positive regulation of nuclear-transcribed mRNA poly(A) tail shortening; miRNA-mediated post-transcriptional gene silencing. NCBI's taxonomy places the organism in Eukaryota, Metazoa, Chordata, Actinopteri, Syngnathiformes, Syngnathidae. The coding region runs from base 657 to 6263 and encodes 1868 amino acids. The record is from RefSeq and is a predicted model, not a curated record. Gene Ontology annotation, molecular function: nucleic acid binding. Gene Ontology annotation, cellular component: P-body; nucleoplasm.